GCCACUGGGACUCCGAUCCCCGCAGCCGCCGACCUGAAGUCGCCUCCAGCCGCAGCGCCGACACAGAGCCCUCAGGUCACCAUGGGCGCAGACGAGCGCCCAGCGGGCCGGGGAGGCGCGCAGGACCCCGGCGCGGGCUGCGGGGCCCGAGUGCUGGGCGCGCUGUGCUUGCUGCUGUCGGUGGGCUCGGCCGCUGCCUGCCUGCUGCUGGGCGCCCAGGCAGCCGCACUACACGACCGAGUGGCGGCGCUGGAGCAGGAGCGCGAGAUGUUGCGACGUGCGGGGCCGUCUGGAGCCAUGACCGCCUGGGCCGAAACGCACCUGGAGCGCCUGCUGCGGGAGAAGUUGGAUGGAGUCGCCAAGCUGCGGACAGUUCGGGAAGCCCCUUCGGAGUGCAUCUGCCCCCCAGGUCCCCCUGGACGGCGUGGCAAGCCUGGACGAAGAGGCGACCCCGGUCCUCCCGGGCAAUCAGGACGAGAUGGCUACCCGGGACCUCUGGGUCUGGACGGCAAGCCAGGACUUCCGGGCCCCAAAGGGGAAAAGGGUGCACCAGGAGACUUCGGCCCGCGGGGAGCCCAAGGGCAAGAUGGAGCUGCAGGACCACCUGGGCCCCCUGGACCACCUGGGGCCCGGGGUCCUCCUGGUGACACUGGGAAAGAUGGCCCCAGAGGAGCUCAAGGCCCAGCGGGUCCCAAAGGAGAGCCUGGACAAGACGGCGAGAUGGGCCCCACGGGACCUCCAGGACCAAAGGGGGAUGAUGGGAUGCCCAGCCAGCCAGGACUCCCUGGACCCCCAGGGCCCAAGGGUGAGCCAGGGAAUGUGGGGCCCCAAGGAGAGAAUGGAGUGGACGGUGCCCCAGGACUGAAGGGGGAGCCGGGCCACCCAGGCACAGACGGAACCACAGGACCCCGGGGUCACCCAGGCCUCAAGGGAGAGCAAGGUGACACGGUGGUGAUUGACUACGACGGCAGAAUCUUAGAUGCCCUGAAGGGUCCUCCUGGGCCACAAGGAGCUCCGGGGCCACCAGGGAUCCCUGGACCCAAGGGUGAACUUGGAUUACCUGGUGCCCCAGGAAUUGAUGGAGAGAAGGGUCCCAAAGGACCCAAAGGAGACCCAGGAGAGCCAGGGCCAGCUGGGCCCAAAGGCGAAACAGGCGAGAUGGGCCUGUCAGGCCUUCCGGGUGCUGAUGGUCCCAAGGGAGAGAAAGGAGAGUCAGGAUCUGACCACCUGCAGGAGAGCCUGGCCCAGAUCAUAGUUGAGCCGGGGCCUCCCGGUCCUCCUGGCCCCCCUGGCCCUAUGGGCCUUCAGGGGAUUCAAGGUCCCAAGGGCCUGGACGGAGCCAAGGGAGAGAAAGGUGCAUUGGGUGAGAGAGGCCCUCACGGCCUGCCUGGACCAGUUGGCCCACCAGGCCUUAUUGGGUUGCCAGGAACCAAAGGAGAGAAGGGCAGACCCGGAGAGCCAGGACUUGAUGGUUUCCCUGGACCCAGGGGAGAAAAGGGUGACCGGAGUGAACGUGGAGAGAAGGGAGAACGAGGGGUUCCUGGCCGGAAAGGAGUCAAGGGCCAGAAGGGAGAGCCAGGCCCACCAGGCCUUGACCAGCCAUGCCCCGUGGGCUCUGACGGGCUGCCCGUGCCUGGCUGCUGGCAUAAGUGAUCCUCAGACAUGGCUCCCAACCUGUACAGAUCUGUUUGGAUGUUUUUAACUUGUGUAAAAACAAAACAGUAAUAUAUUGAUCUUCUUUAUGGGAUGUGCCAACGGUGGCCUUUAAACAUUUGAGAGUGUGCCAACCAGCCCUAGGACAACCUCCACAGGAAGUCGGCAGGAAAGAAGACAGGCCGCUCUGGAGAGACUUGUGCGUGAGGGCCCCCGGCAGGGCCUGGCUUUCCUAGAGAAGAUAACGAAGGUGAAAACGCCUGGCUCAGGUGAGGCUGGACAGACUCCAGGUUGGGCCUGCAAUCACCUGAUUAGCAGAGACACACAACAACUCUCCCCUGACGCCCCACUGCCCCGUCGUCUCGCUGCCCAACAAGACCCCCUUGGACGACUGUUGUACCUUCUUGCCUCUGGACCCUGCCUCAGGCAGCUGCACUGAGACCCUGUGUUCAACAGGGCAGGCGACGAUUCCUAGAAUCCAGCACUUGGAGAGAAGGUGAUGGAAAGAACCCAGAAGGCCUUGCUGUACCCAAGCUCAGUAGGCUUCCAAAGGCCACUGUGAGAGGAGUUUGUAUCCUCGGGCCUUGGGAAGUGGCAGGGCUCUAUGAAUGCCUCUGUGUGGCAGCUCAGUGACCCCUGAUUGUAGGGUAGGGAGACCCAGAUGCACUAGUUGCUACUUCCGGUCUCCUCUCCUCACCCAAAGCAGGAACAGAAGAACUUUGUCAGCUCUGAGGAGACAGGCCUCUUGUUCAGAACUUGGGUCUCACUGGCCCCAAGUCUCCCACCUAGAACUCUGGUCAGCCUGGCAGAAACUGGCCUCCUAGUAGGUGGUACAGACACCAUGAACCCAAAGGCUGGUCCUUGCUAGCCUGAACAAAACACCUAUGACAGAAACCCCUGUCCUCCCAGAAGGGGCUUCAACACUGCUAACAAAGGUUCCCAGCUACCCACUCCAUCCACCGUCUCCCAUCCUUCUCUGUGCCAAGGUGUAAUAAACCACACGUGUGUGUCUGGUCUGUCCUUGCAGCUGAGUUCACCCUGCUGGUUCCUGCUGAAGAGGAAAAGGGCUCUCCCUAGGGGGAGAGCCAUCCAGAAUUGAGAAUAUAGUUAAGGGUUAGGAGAUAGGAGGGUAUAGGCUCGAGACCGGGACCCCUACAUGUCAGCAGAAUCCUGGGACCAGUCAUAUAACAUCACUAAGUUCCUGUGUCCUCUUCUGCUGUGCUUCCUAAGAAAGAACACUCCAAACUUGUUGCCUCAAAAUAUUCAACCUCUCAGUUCCAAGGAUUCAAGAGAACGAGCUGGGUGGGUCUCUCUUGGACUCUUCCUCAUCCGGUGACUGGUACCUGUCAGCUAGGAUCCCAAUGGCCCUGACACCUACCUACCUACGACCUGUUUGGAUGGCCUGAGCUUCCUCACAGCAUGGCAACAGGAUUCCUGGAAAGCUGUGUCACCUUGUAUGACAAAGCCUCCGAAGUCAUAUGCUGUCACUUCCUUCCAGAGACAGAGGUUCAUCCCAAUGGAAGGGGGGAAAGACAGACCCAUCUCUCAAUGAGCAAAGUGUCGAUGUCAUAUUUAAAUGAGAAAAUUUGGAAGAGUGGAUCUUGUUGUAGCCCUUCAGAAAUAAAAUAAACCCAGCUUUUGUGUAGCCCAGGCUAGCCUUGAAAUCACUAUAUAGCUGAGGAUGACCUUAAAUUUCUGACCCUCCAGUCUCUACUUCCAAGUGCUGGGAUUACAAUUAGUGCAUUCAUUUUUUACAGUGCUGGGAACUGACCCUAAGGCUUUCCACAUGCUAGGCAAGCACUUGACCAACUAAGCUACAUUCUUAGCCUUUGUUGUAUAGCAUCUUAAGAAAUGCCUCCUGGGGCUGGAGAGAUGGCUCAGCGGUUAAGAGCAUUGCCUGCCAAAAAAAGAAAAAAGAGCAUUGCCUGCUCUUCCAAAGGUCCUGAGUUCAAUUCCCAGCAACCACAUAGUGACUCACAACCAUCUCUAAUGAGGUCUGGUGCCCUCUUCUGGCCUGCAGGCAUACACACAGACAGAAUAUUGUAUACAUAAUAAAUAUUUUUUUAAAAAGAAAACAUCAUUUUUUUAAAAAAAGAAAUGCCUCCUGCCACUCCUCUGUAGCAUGAGACAAUAAUACUUAAAAUUCAGAUGUGGUCCAGUAUGAUUCAGCUUCGUAGAAUACACAGAGAGCUUAGGACAUUCAGACACCCCAAAGUCCCUGUGGCUGGUUGUCCUCCCUGUAUCUGCCCCAGGGUCAAGUAGUAAUCACAGCAUUGUCUAGGGGACCCAUGUCGUACCUCUGCAUAUCUUUAGAACAACCUGGGGAGAUGCCCAGCAAAUGUGCCCAUGUCACAAAUGACAAACCCACACUCUUUCUCUGUGUGUACAGAAAAGCAGGAGGCUGCAAUAACAAUGUCUCUGGCCUCCUUCCUCUAAGGACUGAAGUCUGUGGAGGACGGUACUCACCAGACCAUACGUAGACGCAUUGCUGAGCAGUAGGGGCCCAGCCACACAGGUUUUGUCAAGUCCCUACCUCUGUCCCCCUGAGGAGCUGACGAUAAGUAGACAGACCAUGCUCUCUGCCAGUCGACUGGGUCAACUGGGAAACCAGAAAUAAGAAAAGGAAGAUGGAUGGAAUGGGCCGAAAGGACUAAUGUGACUCACUGGUGUCAAUGUCUGCUCUGGAGACGCAGCAUAUCCUCCCCAGCCUGCCAUACUGGGUGCAUUCCUCUUUCUGCUGAAGAACUUGUCCCCUCAUCCGUCCUGCAAAGAGGGGGACUGCAGUGGUAGGUGUCACUAUGUCCAUUUUACAGAUGGGAAACCUGAGGCUCUGGGUAGAUAGUCAGCUGCUCGAGAAUGCACAACCAGGCUGGAGUGACAGGCUUGGAAUUAGACCCAUGCUCUUAGAAGUCACCUCCUUUGUCUGCAGAAUUGUGUGGCAGUGUAUGGAAUCUUCUGGGAGGUCCCUUGUCAAUGGGUGGACAGCAAGUAGAGCUUGGUGGGGGUCGAAAGCCAGUGGUCUCCCUGUUCUUUCUCAGCUGGGCUGCAGUAGACCAUUCUUGGCCCGUUGCUGCCCUCUUGUGGCCUCAUACCUGAAUCCUUGCACAAGGACGUGCAAAGCCACUUGAGUCCUAUGCCAGCCUGGAGUGAGGACAGAGAUUGACUUGCUCAGGGUCUCAGAUGAGACACUGGGGAACGCCCUGCCUCACCAAUGAGCCUCAAGGACUGAGAAGCUUUGGGUCUCCCUGGCUUGAGGAGAGGCUCUCUAUAAGUCAUUCAAUUCUGGAAGGAGAGAGGAGUCUGUUUAUUGAGUCCUGAAGUGGUCCGUGUUCUAUGACAGCUAAAGCAACCACCAGGAUGGCUGUCCCCCUGAACAGAUGGACCUGCGGCUUAAGAGAGGCUUCCUGACUCCAUUCCCACCCUUAGAGGAGGCCUUGAGUUAUCACAGAACUGGGGGACACUCCUGCUGUUCAGUGGACAGAGUCAAGGCUAGCAUACAUCUGAAAUCCUGGACACUCCUGGCCAGUGGUAAACAUGCUCACUGAGGAUGCCAGCUGAGAAACCCUGCCCUAGAGUCAGGGAUAGGGACAAGGUAUGGUUUUUUUGCUUGUCGAGAAAGGGACUCAAUCGAUAGCCUUGGCUGGUCUCUUAACUUGCAGUUUGGCCUCAGCCUCCCAGGUGCCGGGAUUACAGGCUUGCUCUGCCAUGCUCCCCUCUACAUCCAAGCUUUGCUCAGCCCCCUCUUUCCUCUCAGCCUGUGCCCUCCUGGCCUCCGGUGUUGCCUUCAAGGUCAGCUGCCAGAAAAUGGACAGAUAUUUAGCAUGGGGCCUGGGCAGGCAGGAAGAUGCUUUUUGAGCAGGAAGGUGGACUCUUGGGUAGUUUAAUGGUUACAUACAUGCAACUCCACUCAAUUGAGGAAGAUGGAAGACUCUGUGGCUGGGUGGUGGUGACAGAAUGCAGCGAUGAGAACGUGCUAGUCCCUCUGGAUUGUACCCUUUGAAAUGGCUUGGUUUUUUUUAUGUAUAUUUUACCACAAUAAAAACAAGA
This is a messenger RNA of Microtus ochrogaster (prairie vole), 5700 nucleotides long. RefSeq names its product collagen type XXIII alpha 1 chain (gene Col23a1). Bases 82 to 1653 code for a protein of 523 amino acids. The transcript has 28 exons. Lineage: Eukaryota; Metazoa; Chordata; Mammalia; Rodentia; Cricetidae. The record is from RefSeq and is a predicted model, not a curated record.